AUGUCUUCUCGCAGGCUGCGGAUCGCGUUCAUACACCCGGACCUUGGCAUCGGCGGCGCAGAGCGCCUCGUAGUCGACGCUGCACUAGGUCUCCAGAAGUUGGGACACAGUGUCGACAUCUUUACCUCCCAUCAUGACCGGGGUCAUUGUUUUGAGGAGACUCGCGACGGAACUCUUCGUGUGCACCUCGUUUCCUCGCCAUUCCCCCGUGCAAUCAAGGGCAAGCUACACGUCCUGUUCUCGCAUGCUCGUCAACUGCACCUCACACGCUAUCUUCUGAGCUCGUCUAUGCCCUCCUUUGAUGUGUACUUUGUGGACCUGCUGCCGACAUGCAUACCAUUCCUGCGACUCGGCGCCCACACGCGCGUGUUGUACUACUGUCACUUCCCAGACAAGUUAAUGUCCGGUGGUGCAUACGUGGAAGGCGCGAGGCCCAAAGGAAGUCUCCUGAAGCGUAUAUACAGACUUCCUAUGGAUGCUGUGGAGGAAAUCGCGACUAGACAGGCCGACACCAUUCUCGUGAACUCGAAUUUCACGAAGGGUGUAUUCAAGAGGCAUUUCCCCUCCGUUCAAGCAACACCCCGCGUUGUAUACCCUGGUAUCAACCUUGACACCUAUAAGCCCGUAGACGUAAACCUAGGCGAUGCUGACAUCACAAGCAUACUGUCGGAUCGGCCGACUCUGUUGUCAGUCAAUAGGUUUGAGAGCAAGAAGAACGCAGCGCUUGCCAUAGACUCGUUCGCCCUGCUCAGACGGAAGCUUUCUCGUGACAAUGCUCCUUCACGGAAAACUCGGUUAGUUCUUGCGGGUGGAUAUGACCCACGUCUCAUGGACAACGUGAAAACGCUCCAAUCGUUACUAGACGGCGCGAAAGCUCAUGGCCUGACUUACGCCAUCACAACCCCCUCCAAUUCCACAGUCGCUCUUCCCUCGCUACCAUCGACCUCUGAAGCUGAGGUCGCGGACAUCGUCUUCCUACUCAACUUCUCGACUGCGCAGCGCUCCGCGCUGUUAACGUCCCCGUCAACGCUCGCUCUCCUCUACACACCCACCAACGAGCACUUCGGCAUCGGGCCCGUCGAAGGCAUGGUGUGUGGUCUUCCCGUCCUGGCGUGUAACAGCGGUGGCCCGACUGAGAGUGUAGUCGACGAGCCCGCGAGCGAGCGAACAGGAUGGCUCCGACCCCCGAAGCCCGAGGUCUGGGCCGAGGCCCUAGUGGAGAUCGUGGAUUUACCCGCGGCAGGCAGAGCGCAGCUGGCAGAACGCGCCAAGAGGCGGGCGAGGGAGAAGUUUGGGAUGGAAGCUAUGGCGCGGGAUAUGGAACAAGCCCUGCAGGAGACGUUUGCGAUGGGGCGUGUCCCGACGCCCCUUGCUAUCUGGUUCGCUCUGGCACUGCUGUUUGUGGUGGCGGCUUACGCUGUGAGGUUGGUUUUGUGA
This is a messenger RNA of Trametes versicolor FP-101664 SS1, 1437 nucleotides long. Its product is annotated as alpha-1,3-mannosyltransferase ALG2. Lineage: Eukaryota; Fungi; Basidiomycota; Agaricomycetes; Polyporales; Polyporaceae. The transcript is spliced from 6 exons. The record is from RefSeq and is a predicted model, not a curated record. Gene Ontology annotation, molecular function: alpha-1,3-mannosyltransferase activity; GDP-Man:Man(1)GlcNAc(2)-PP-Dol alpha-1,3-mannosyltransferase activity. Bases 1 to 1437 code for a protein of 478 amino acids.